GAAUCGGGAUAAUGACUACACCCCUGUUAACGCUAAUGUUCCCCUGGCGAAUUGUUUGCGGAAGUGGAAGCUUGAACAAUAAACAGUUCAAUUAAUAAUCUCUGUUGUAAUGCGAGAUACACUCAACUUAUUCAAUUAUCUCGUUAUUUGCGUCGUUGGUUUACAAUGAAUGUGUCAAAAAAUCAGCAACACACAUUGACGAGUAUUUAGUGAUUUAUUCUGCCCUCCCAAAACAACUGGAAACGCGUCCUACUACGUCGUCGUCAGCUGAGACAGGCGACAUGGCGACUUCAGCGGGCUUCAAGGUUCUAUAUGAGCAUGAUGGAGUUUUUAUACACACCAACCCAGAAAGGAGUGAGGAGCAGGACUCUCUGACUUCAGGAUCCCUGCGUGUCCUGGACCAGGAUGGAGACAUAGUGCUGGAAUAUAAACCCAUGGAAGAUGUUGACCACUCUGCCAUGCUGUGUGCUGCCAAG
Messenger RNA from Oncorhynchus tshawytscha (Chinook salmon), 476 nucleotides. Its product is annotated as TBC1 domain family member 15-like. Lineage: Eukaryota; Metazoa; Chordata; Actinopteri; Salmoniformes; Salmonidae. The record is from RefSeq and is a predicted model, not a curated record.